AUGGACCCGUUCCUGGUGCUCCUGCACUCGUUGUCGUCCCGGCUGUCGAGCAGCGAGCUGGACGUGCUCAAGUUCCUGUGCAGCGAGCGCGUGGGCAAGAGGAAGCUAGAGCGCGUGCAGAGCGGUCUGGACCUCUUCUCCCUGCUGCUGGAGCAGAGCGACCUGAGCCCGGAGCAACCCGAACUACUGCGCGAACUGCUCGCCUCCCUGCCCCGCCACGACCUACUACGGCGCCUCGAUGCCUUCGAAGCGGACUCCGGGGCCGGGGCCAACGAGGGAGAGCUGCGCGCUGCCUUUGACAUCAUCUGUGACAACGUGGGGAAGGACUGGAAGCGGCUGGCGCGCCACCUUCAGCUCUCUGACGCCAAGAUUGAAGCCAUCGUAGAGCGGCAUCCCCGCCACCUGACAGAGCAGGUGAGGGAAGUGCUGAGGACCUGGAAGGCGGCCCGCAGGGAACACGCCACAGUGGCCCAGCUGGUGGUGGCCCUUAGGGCCUGCUGCCUGAACCUGGUGGCUGACCUCCUGGAGGAGGGGCAGGCAGGACACCUCCAGAACGGGGACUUGGACAAGCUGCAGACGAGCGGGGGUCUGCAACCCUCUUGGCGUGACUGUGCCCACCCCGGGGAGGCAAGUCUUCCAGCAGGAGAGACAGCCCUGGUGUCCACUGUGGCGACUUGCAUCCUGGACACUAAAAUGAGCAGCGCGUCUGAGCCCCAGCUGGACCUACAGGCUGUCCUCUGCCCUGAGGGUGGGGGACAGGUGCCGAGCAAGUCUCCACAGGUGACAGACAGCCACUGCGGGGCAGGGACUGCUGGGUUUAGCACAUGUGACUUCCGGCAGCUACAGUUUGAGGGGGACGAGCCCCACAGUGGGCCUGGCCUGGAAGCUGAGCUUGACCAGAGCCCGUGUUUUUUCCACCUGGCCAGCCCCAAGCUGCAGCCCCUUUCCCUGAACAGUCCCCCUUCUACACAGCCCCAGACCGGUGCCAGCCACCUCUGGAGCCCCCAGGCCUGGAGCAGGGGCGGCAGCCAAAAGCAGAUUCCUGACAAUGGGGCCUGCCCCAUUCAGAACCUGCCUGCCUCUCAGUCCUCGGCCCCUUUCAGCUUCCGGUCAGCAGCACCCCAACCACCAGAGUUUGGCAAAGGUGCCGACGAGGAACAGGGGAAGUGGGUGCCCAGCGGUGUCUCCGCAGCCCCUGCGCCAUCCUCCCAAUUGUUACUACCACAACCUCUCGCCUCCUGCCUUCCAAGCCCCACAAGCAGUGACUCCCUUCAGGAUCUCAGUCUGGCUCUGCCCAGCCCUCAGCACCACCCUUCAAGCACCCGGGUGCCCACACCUGAAGCCAGCCAUGUUGCAGGGAGCCCUUCAAUGGGAUUUCGAGAGCAGGGGGUCAAGGCCAAGAGUGCUGGGAAAGAAACGCGUUGGUGCGACAGGUGA
Messenger RNA from Chrysochloris asiatica (Cape golden mole), 1437 nucleotides. RefSeq lists its product as uncharacterized. Gene Ontology annotation, biological process: regulation of apoptotic process; signal transduction. The record is from RefSeq and is a predicted model, not a curated record. The transcript has 10 exons. Bases 1 to 1437 code for a protein of 478 amino acids. Gene Ontology annotation, molecular function: protein binding. NCBI's taxonomy places the organism in Eukaryota, Metazoa, Chordata, Mammalia, Afrosoricida, Chrysochloridae.